CCGCGAUUUUCCUCGUCUGACUGAUGCAAAAGUGCAUCACUUUCGUUUCGUGUGAGGUGUGCUGUGCGAGUGUUUUGGUUUCGUUCCAGGUAGUGGUUCGCGGAGUGCGGGUGGUAGAUGGAAAAUCGCGAAAAGUCAGUCUAGUAGCGAAGCGAGUCGAUGUGUGCACUGUGCCGUCCGUCAGCCAGCCAGCCAGUAGUCAGUCAGUCAGUUCAGUAGGUGUUCGUGUUCGUGUGCGUCGUGGUCCGAUGUUUCCAUUGAUUUUAUGCAAUUUUCCGUGAUUUUCUUCUGGACGGGGUUUUCCGUUUUUUCCCUUUCGGUGAUCUAGUGACGUUGCCAAUAAUGGACGAUUUCGAGUGGCCAUUGAUUGAUGGUGUUGGCUUGUGGUGUUCUAGUUGUUAAUAAUUUUGCGGUGCUCCGCCAUCCGGUGAUCUGCGGAGGUGAAGAAAAGGGUGGCGGACUGCUGCUGGGAGGGGAAUCGACUCAGUGUGAAGUGAAGGAGGAAAAAGAUGGAUGUUUAUUCUUCGUGGUGGUGAUCCGGUUUCUUCAGGUGCAGGAAGUGAUUUUUGAGAUCAACAUCAAAGUUUUAUGAAGGAAAGUGUUCUAUACCGGUGAAAUCAGGCCACGGGCGCACUUAUUUGCAGUAAUAACUGCUCGUGCAUGAAAGAACUCACUUAUCAUCGCAUUAUCAUCGUCGAGCAUUGUUGUUAUCGAGUUGCCGCGGCGGCCGCCACCAACCAGCCCAGUAGUGUAUGAGAACUGAAUAAAGUGCCUCCUCAAGUGCUGUCCAGUUUGCGCUGUGGGGGAGAUCGAAUCGCGUCAUCACCUCAGCAGAGGGCCUCUUGUGCAGUUGUAGGCAGUGUAGCUGGUCGGUCAUCAUCAACUGCAGUGAAAGUCGUCCCAAGUCGUCGUGAGGUGUUACCAGAGUGAAGACGAGAAAAUUUCGUCGUCAGUGUUUCAGUGGCAUUGAGAAGAGAAUAAUUGUACAUGCAGAAGGUGCUGUUAUUUUGUGUGAAGAUUGUGAAACAGAAAUCCGUCGUGCUGAGUUGUUCUACCGUGGAACGUUAUGGAAAAAGCUGCCGGAGCAACAACCAAAGUCGUUAGGAAGGUAGUGGCGCUUGGCGAUUGAUGAACGGUUGACGUUGUUGCUGUUGUGGUGGUGUUGAUUUGCGGAAUCAUUGAGAAGAAGAAACAGUGAGAUAGAAAAAAAAAACACUGAGUUUGCAAGUGCAGUACGGGGCUAAUCGGUGUUAGCCUUUUUUCGGAGAUUGUUCCAGAAGGUGGUGAUUAAAACGGCUUCAAGGUGGCGCUGUACGCUGUGAUCGAGAAGCGCUUCCGGCCGCGCCCGUUGGAUCGUGUGACGCUUCCGACGCCCCCAUCGACGCCGCCCUCGGACGCGGACGACACACCGGUGGCCGUGUUGUACUAUGAUUCGUCGCCGUCACCACCUUGCUUCACAACGCGCAUCACAACCGCUAUCCCGGCGGGCGUGAGCACACGGUGGACCUACGCCACCUCCCGAUACUAUCGCCGUAAGCCAAAGCGCAAAAUGUCCCCACUGUCCAGUCCGAAAUCCAAACCGUACAAGGAGUUCCGCAUGAUGGCCUCCAGCUCGGCGUCGUCUUCGACGUCUUCGAUAUCCUCGGCGAACAUGGGUUCGUCCUCGGGGGCCAGUGCCAGUGCUAGCGUAAACUCACGGUUGCAACGACGGCGACGCCGGAAGAAGCGAAUACUUCCGGUGAAACUGGAAGGCACGGUCGUCACUCGCGGCAAGACGAGGUGCGACGAGGACGGUGUGGGGCAGGAGCAUGAUGACGACGUGGAGGAUGAAGAGGAGGAGGAGGAGGACGAGGUUGGAGUGGAGGUGGACUCGUCCGACGAUGAAGGAGCUGAUGAGACUGAUAGGCUGACUAGCAGUAUCAAGGAACAUUCCACUAACCAGAGCAUGCAUGACGGCCGAACGGAUGAGCACCUAUCGAUGCCAUGGUUCGGCAUGGACAUCGGCGGCACCCUAACGAAGUUGGUCUACUUCGAGCCGAAGGACAUCACACCGGGCGAGCUGGACCAGGAGGCCAAAAUCCUGCGCAACAUUCGGCGGUACCUGACGAAACAUUCGGCCUACGGUCGGACCGGCCACCGGGACAUCCACCUGCAGAUGGACGACGUGGAGAUCCGCGGCCGGAGGGGGUCCCUGCACUUCAUUCGGUUCCCGACGGCCGAGAUGGACAAGUUUCUGGCGCUGGCCAAGAAGAAGGGCAUGGCCCAGCUGGUGACGACGGUGUGUGCGACGGGGGGCGGUGCGUUCAAGUUUGAGGAUAACUUCAAAGCCGAGGUCAACAUGAAGCUGGCCAAAUUCGACGAGCUGGACGCCCUGAUCAAGGGCAUCCUGUUCACCGAAACGCACAAUCCGUGUGAGUGCUACUACUGGGAGAAUGCAAGUGAUAUUAGUGUAAGUUCAAAGAAGAAGUUCGACUUCAGUCAACCCUAUCCGUUCAUCCUGGUGAAUGUCGGAUCGGGUGUGUCGGUGCUAGCGGUCCGCGGACCGGACAACUACAAACGCAUUUCCGGUACCAGUUUGGGCGGUGGAACAUUCCUGGGGCUGUGCUGCCUACUGACGGGAUGCACGACGUUCGAGGAGGCGAUACAGCUGGCCACCAAGGGUGACCACACCAAGGUGGACAAGCUGGUGAAAGACAUCUACGGUGGGGAUUACGAACGGUUCGGAUUGCCCGGUGAUCUCGUGGCUGCCAGCUUCGGCCAGAUGAACCUCGUCGACCGGAGGGCGAGCGUAUCGAGGGAAGAUCUUGCCAAUGCCACUCUCGUUACGAUAACCAACAACAUCGGUUCGAUUGCGAGGAUGUGCGCCAGCAAUGAGAAAAUCGAUCGGGUGGUAUUCGUGGGUAACUUCCUACGGGUGAACCCGAUCUCGAUGAAGCUGCUGGCCUUUGCCAUGGACUACUGGUCCAAGGGGACGCUCAAGGCCCUGUUCCUGGAACACGAAGGCUAUUUCGGUGCUAUCGGCUGCUUGCUGCAGUUUAACGGCGAGCUUAACGCGCACGUUGACAACGAAGGCGACCUGCUGACCUAGGCUAGUAAUCCACCACAGGUAUAUAGUUAGCAUGUCGUGUUGUUAGAACUCGGUAAGGUUAAAGGUAUGUGCUGCGCAUUCAUUGUCACAGAACGACGCGAUUAAACCAAAACAGAAAGACACUCACACAAAUAGUAAAAAACAAAAACAUAUUCACGCUGGAUCCAAUAGCAAAACCCAUAUUAAAUCUAAAAAAAACUUUACUACUUAUAUCCAGAACGAUGCGUAGUGAGCAAAGUACUAUGCUGUUCCGCUUGCUAUUGCUCACUGCGGUGAAGGGGAAACUUGUCGAGAACGUGGACAAAAAGAUAAUAGAAUAAUCGUAAGCAAACAUUUAGUUUAAGUGGCAUGAUAGUGAGAAUCAAAAAAAGUGUAGAAUUGUUACAUCGGUACGUUAGAAGCUCCGGUUAAAAUCGUUUGCGGAAAAGUCAACGAAAAUUUUGAUUUAACGGUUCGUUUCGUUCGGUUCGUUUCAUUCGGCUUAGUCUAGAACUGUGUUCAGCGAUUUAUUGAAUUGACUGAAAUAUUCGUUUAUGAAAUUGCAUAUCCGGGCGGACGGUUUUUACACGCGAAUGUGAUCGUCAUUAUAUAGAGAUUUUUUUCCUCGAGGAAAGCGUAGUAAGGUUGGAACAAAUAGCACCACAUAUUUUAUGUCAUUGGACGUACUGUUUUCUAUUCCUUUAAUAGUGUAAGGCACAUUUUCUUCAGUAAGAUAGAUAAUCAGAUUCUUGGAAAAUAGUCUUCUCCGCGUUUUUGCGUCGUACGACGACAGAAGCAAAUCUUGUUUUCAACGGUGUAGGCAAAUUAAUUUACUUUACCAGUUUCUAUUGGUUUCAGUAUGCACAAGUGGAACGUCGGUAAAAAGAAUGCAUCUGUUUGCAGCAUAACUCCGUUUUACAUAGGUAAAAUCUUUAUAAAACUGUUUAUCUGGCAGCUGAAUGCGUGGUUUGAUCUUUGAUAAAGAACCAAUCAAAUUUGCAUAGGAUGCAUGCUUGCUUGCAUGUUUUGCCCGUCGUCAAUGACGAUAAUGUGUAGACAAACACCAUCGUUAACUGUUAUUUUGAAACUAUUUUAACUAAAAAAAAUUUUGAUUUGUAACACCGACGUCGGAAGUCUUAAUCAGAGGCGUACUCUUUCUUGUAUAAUAUUGUUGAUUUUCCCCAUUUUAAUGUAAGUACGUAACGUAUGGCAAACAAGUGACAUUCUAAGAAAGUGUUCCGUAGUAGUUUUGUUUCUAUUUACACAUACCCAACCCACAUACAGACACACCCAUACUACACAUAUUAUAUUGCAUUUUCCUCUGUCGUAAGCAUAAAAAUAAAAUAAAUUUUUAAAGCGAAUAUACGGAUCUUCAAAUUUGGCCAAAGGUUGA
Messenger RNA from Aedes albopictus (Asian tiger mosquito), 4460 nucleotides. RefSeq names its product pantothenate kinase 3 (gene fbl). Gene Ontology annotation, biological process: coenzyme A biosynthetic process. The transcript has 8 exons. Bases 1550 to 3088 code for a protein of 512 amino acids. Gene Ontology annotation, cellular component: cytosol; nucleus. NCBI's taxonomy places the organism in Eukaryota, Metazoa, Arthropoda, Insecta, Diptera, Culicidae. The record is from RefSeq and is a predicted model, not a curated record. Gene Ontology annotation, molecular function: pantothenate kinase activity; ATP binding.